Molecule: messenger RNA, 477 nt
Organism: Diaporthe batatas
Lineage: Eukaryota; Fungi; Ascomycota; Sordariomycetes; Diaporthales; Diaporthaceae
Exons: 1
Coding region: 1-477 (158 amino acids)
Source: RefSeq, a predicted model, not a curated record
AUGGUUUCUACUUCCACAUGCUCGUCCUGCUCCACGUCGUCCUCCUCGUCCUCGUCCUCUACCUCUGCACCUGUCCCCAACGACGACACGGUCCUGGAGCCAUCGAACGCCAAACUCAGCACGUUGAGAUGCCUUGUAGGUCAACAACUCCGUCCUGCCCCCCAUUCCCGCCUCUUCCCAACCGCUGAACUCAAUUUCUUGUGGCAGACUGGUACUGCUCUGACCCGAGCGUCUCGACACACGUUUAACAGCCUCGCCCGCAAGAAGCUUCUCAAGGGGCAGAGAGGCUGCCGACGCUGCGUUGGCUGCGGCUUCUGGAAGCAGAGCCUUGGCUUCGUCCGAAGCCUCGCCCAGGUCGGCUCUCCAUCCUUCCAGCUUCGCACGUUCAGGACGUGCAACGAGUGUUCCCGCCACCGCAAGGACAUGGACGAGGAGGAGCAUCUCGAGCUCUACGGAGCCAGAGAUGUCAACCCAUGA